AUCCUUUUUUAAAUAUCUUUAUAAAACCUAUUAGAAGGAUUUGCUAAUUCUUACCCAAAAACAUAAUCAUUUUAAUUUGAAGUAAAACGAAAACAGAAAAAAGCAUGUCCACACCAAUGGGCACUUUGAACACAAAUGGGCUAGAAACAGAUAAAGAAAUAGACAUUUGGAAAUCUGGACGCAGACCAUCGAUUAAUUUACUCGAUAUGACUGAGCCUGAAGCCAAAAGCAAAACCUUAUAUGAUUCACUUCAAAAGUUCGAUCCACUACAGCCACGUGUAGAUCCUCCCGACAAGAAAAAAUCAUCUGCUGUUACCAUAGAUAACGAGGAAAAGCUGCAGCAAGCAACAAAGGUGACACCUACACGACUUCCAACACCACGUCGACCUGCACUUUCAAGUCAUGUGUCGUCUGAACAUAUUCAUGCUAAUUUAAUCAUGAUGGACCAGCCUGUAAAUCCACCUUCAUCAUCAUCCAAUGCUAUACAGCUUGACCCUACACCACCUUCUUCUCCUGGGAGACGUAUUAGACAGACAUCUAUAGCUAGGCUUGCAAAACCAAUCGUACGAGAAUCACUGGGGAAAGCUAACCUGGAUUUAGCUGAAUUUGAUCCACUUAUAUCACCAGUUAAAGACAAGAGACUGUCCGCAUCAUAUAAUGAAGCUGUAUCCAAAUCCUCUACUAAAAAAGGAGUUCAGAGUUCAUUGGAACUAGCAAGCAAUUUGAUGAAACAAGAAAAAACUAGCCCUAAACAAUGUAUAAAUAAUCCAACCACACGAAUUCCCUUACCAACAUUACAACGCACCGAACAAAAAAGUGAAAUAGAUGAAACACAAAAGCAGCAGCAAAUUGUACCGCAAGACUCUUCAGCCAUCAGCCGAUUUUGUAACAAUAACGAUCAGGUGCCUACAACCACAUCAAAACUUCGAAAACCCGAGAUUAUUGUGCCUAAGUCUAUAAAAAGAUUACCUAAAAAGGAAAUGUCCAUGAAUUAUCACAGGCGUCCGUCUUACCCAACUGCUGCGAACGAAAUCCUGCAAGAACAAUGGGAUAAGGAGCGAGAAAAAUCACGAACCUUGUGCGCUAAUUUAGUUUCGGCUCAAGGUCUCAUUAGUCAACCUGAUGAUGAAAAUGAAGGGUUUGUACCCCCUUUAAUAUUAAAAUCCUCUUCGCAUGAAUCAAGGAUGGAAAAAAUACACGACAGACUACAAUGUCUAGUCGACGUGGGCACUACCGAAGAGGAGGCGUCCGUUCCUGAAUAUAAAAAAGAGACUGGAAACCCAAUGUUAUUAAGCGCCAAAACUGCUUUACAUAGAUUCAAACCGUUUUUAUCGCCUUAUGAAAAGACGGAAAUUUUAAGAUACCCUUCAAUUUACUGCGUGGGAUCUCAUGCCAAAAAGCAUAUGGCUUCUACAGACCAAACGGCGUUAAACUAUGGAUAUGAUGAUGAGAAAGGGGAUUAUCAAAUUGUUUUAAAAGACCAUUUAAAUUAUCGGUAUGAGAUCGUGGAAAGUUUAGGAAAAGGUUCGUUCGGUCAAGUGGUAAAAUGUAAAGACCAUAAACCCGCAUCUUCCCAACCGCCCUCGGAUGAUCCCACAUCGAGCAAUUUGGUGGCCGUCAAGAUUAUUCGCAACAAAAAGAGAUUUCACGCUCAAGCACAGACUGAGGUCAAAAUACUUGAACAACUGAUGGCCUGGGACCCAAAUAAUAAGCAUUAUAACGUUAGAAUGAUGGACAGUUUUUAUUUCAGGGACCAUUUGUGUAUAGUAUUCGAAUGCUUGAGUUUAAAUUUGUAUGAAAUUUUGCAACAAAACUCUUAUCAGGGAUUUAGUAUGGGACUUGUUAAAAGGUUUGGAUACCAAAUUUUAACAUCUUUAAAGUUACUGAGUGAUCACAAUGUCAUACAUUGUGACCUGAAACCGGAGAAUAUUUUGCUGCGUCAACCAGAUCGAAGCGGAAUCCGCGUCAUUGAUUAUGGAAGUUCAUGCUACGUCAACGAAAAAGUAUACACGUACAUUCAAAGUAGAUUUUAUCGUGCCCCCGAAGUAAUUCUUGGCUUAGAUUACGGUUUGCCUAUCGACAUGUGGAGUACUGGCUGUAUUUUGGCCGAGUUGUAUACUGGGCGACCAUUAUUUCCUGGCGAAAAUGAACCGGAUCAAUUAGCAUGUAUCAUGCAGCUAUUGGGCGUACCAGAUAAGCAAUAUUUGGAGCGAUGCUCAAGGAAAAAGCAGUUUUUCGACAUGUAUGAUCAGCCUCGAAAAUCCAUCAAUUCCAAGGGUAAAAAAAGAAGACCAAACUCGCUGACUUUUACAGAGGCAUUAAAACGAUCAACUUACGAUAAUUUCGAUCGAGAUUUUGGGGACUUCAUUAGCCGAUGCCUUACUUGGGAGCCAGAAGCAAGGUUAAAGCCUGCAGAAGCGUUGAAACAUCCUUGGGUUCAAGCCAUGAAAAAAUAAGUCUCUCUCUCUCGACUAUUAUGUAUUAUAUAUUACCCCCCCCUCUCUCUCUCCCUCUCCCUCUCUUGUUUUUUUUCUUUUCAGAAAAAAAAAUCUUAUUGACACAUUAAUACCCCCACCUACUUUUCUUCUUAUUCAGUGAAAAUAAACAACAAUGCGCACCGACAUGAUGCUCUUAGAAUAUGCCCGUUGU
This is a messenger RNA of Mucor mucedo, 2649 nucleotides long. Its product is annotated as kinase-like domain-containing protein. The record is from RefSeq and is a predicted model, not a curated record. NCBI's taxonomy places the organism in Eukaryota, Fungi, Mucoromycota, Mucoromycetes, Mucorales, Mucoraceae. Gene Ontology annotation, molecular function: protein serine/threonine kinase activity; ATP binding; protein serine/threonine/tyrosine kinase activity. Bases 105 to 2456 code for a protein of 783 amino acids. The transcript has 9 exons. Gene Ontology annotation, biological process: peptidyl-serine phosphorylation; peptidyl-threonine phosphorylation.